AUGUUCCUGACGAAUGUCCUGCGGAAAGGCAUAGGUGGUCGCCAGUGGAUUGGCAAGUACAGACGGCCUCGGGAGGUCACAUGGUGCAUGAAGAACAAUAUGUUGAAGAAGCUGGAGAUAGAAGCGGAGACGGAGUAUUGGAUUAGCCGGCCCUACAUGACCAAACAGCAGGAGUUCCGGCAUGCCACAGAGAGGAGGCAGAGACAGUUUGAGGAGCUGAAGGCCCAAAAGCGGGCCAAAUUCCCCCCACACAAAUUCCUGGCUGACCAUUUGGAUCACUUAAAUACUACCAAGAAAUGGACUAUCCUGUAA
Molecule: messenger RNA, 312 nt
Organism: Staurois parvus
Lineage: Eukaryota; Metazoa; Chordata; Amphibia; Anura; Ranidae
Source: the annotation of a GenBank genome assembly